AUGCCUGUUAACACAGAUCGGACCAUUGGAGCCAAUCGACCGGACAUCAUCUUCCACGACAAGGUCAAGAAAAGAUGUCUAUUGAUUGACGUGGCAGUGCCAAAUGAUGCGAAUGUAUCGUCCAAUGAAGCAGAAAAGAUCAGCAAAUACAAGGACAUGCGCAUGUGGCACACAAAGACCCGCGCGAUACCGGUCGUAGUCGGAGCAUUGGGAACCGCCCGACUUGGUCUCCAGAAAUACCUCGAUGACAUACCCGGAAAAGAGAGAGCGGAGCAAGUGCAGAAGAUCGCACUGCUUGAUACGGCCCAUAUCCUGAGGAAAUUCUUGAGCACCUAA
Molecule: messenger RNA, 336 nt
Organism: Penaeus chinensis
Lineage: Eukaryota; Metazoa; Arthropoda; Malacostraca; Decapoda; Penaeidae
Exons: 1
Coding region: 1-336 (111 amino acids)
Source: RefSeq, a predicted model, not a curated record